AUGGGUAUUUCCAAACUACCUACCGAGAUGAUCCUCGCAAUUAUGAAAUACCUCCCGGAAGAGUCGGUGAAAAUAGACUGGAGACAAUACGUCUACUGCGACGUUCGCGAGGAACUGAUUCGUUGGGACUGGGCAUCCGGGAAUGGCGAUAGCGCCAGGUGCUGCAACUAUCACGUCCGGCCUCGCCUCUUCGGCACGAACAUGGUCACGGUGCGGCUGGUCAUGAACCGAUAUUUCUACGGCGGAGAGAAUGGCCUGCCCUUGUCUGUUCUCCAUAGAGAUUCGGUUGACAAGGAUGCGGGCACGGGGGUCCAAGUCCGGUACUCCUGGCGAGCUCGCAUCAUCGACCACGACCUCUUCGUCCACGGAACCUUUACGAUAAAGUAUCCAGCCGGAGACCACACGGCGCUACGACGUUACAUGAAGAGGUUCAAGAGGGAUUUGCUUUCUGAUGCCGAAAGCCAAGACUGGGGCUGCGACGAAAAAGCAACGUCGAAGGUGCCCGACCAUUGCCAUCAAGAAGUGGCACAACUUGGGGAUUUGCAGGAUCUCUCGGGGCAAUCAAGGCGCUGCUGCAUUGGGGAACUUUUGCUCUCCUGUCACACGUUCGACGGCAAAAAUGGAAAAAUACUGUCAUGA
Lasiosphaeria miniovina is the source of this 639-nucleotide messenger RNA. RefSeq lists its product as uncharacterized. The record is from RefSeq and is a predicted model, not a curated record. The transcript is spliced from 3 exons. The coding region runs from base 1 to 639 and encodes 212 amino acids. Lineage: Eukaryota; Fungi; Ascomycota; Sordariomycetes; Sordariales; Lasiosphaeriaceae.